Molecule: messenger RNA, 447 nt
Organism: Nycticebus coucang (slow loris)
Lineage: Eukaryota; Metazoa; Chordata; Mammalia; Primates; Lorisidae
Product: C-C motif chemokine 3-like
Exons: 3
Coding region: 1-447 (148 amino acids)
Biological process (GO): lymphocyte chemotaxis; cellular response to type II interferon; chemokine-mediated signaling pathway
Cellular component (GO): extracellular region
Molecular function (GO): CCR chemokine receptor binding; chemokine activity
Source: RefSeq, a predicted model, not a curated record
AUGGAGGUGCCUGUUGCUGCCCUUGCUGUCCUGUCCUUCACAGAGGCCCUCUGCCCCCAGGCCUGCUCUGCCUCAUUUGGUGCUAACACCCCAACUGCCUGCUGCUUCUCCCACAUCUCCUGGCAGAUUCUACUGAAAUUUGUGGGUGACUAUCAUGAGACCAGCAAACAAUGCUCCAAGCCAGCUAUCAUCUUCUUAACCAAGAGAGGCCGGCUGGUCUAUGCUGACCCCAGUGAGGCCUGGGUCCAGGAGCACAUCACCAAUCUGGAGCCAAUGCCUGAGUGGCCCGGUAGCAGUAAGCAACCUAGUGACCUCAGUGGGCCUGCUGGGGAGCAGGAGCCUGAGCCAGGCAGUGAUCUUACAAUCUUGGCAGCCACCUCUUCUGUGGGUCCCCACCCCAUGCCCUACCGCAUGCUGGGGCCCUCCUUAACUUCAGCUUUAUUAUAG